ACAAACAAAACAUGGACUUUCUGCCUUAGCUAGUCUAAAUAAAAGUCUCACUAGCACACAUCACAAUUUCACUUGUCUUUUGUUUCUGUUGAUUAAGUCUGGCCCCUGACAUUAAAAUGCUUUGUACUGUUAGCCUCCUGUUGGCAUUAACAGUUGUGCAUGCAAGUGGAGUCUCUGUCUGCCACAUGCCAACGUCACAAGGACUCCAGCCUGACUGUCAGACUCCUCUGAUCAGCAAGAGUCACAAAGGAGACAAUCCUCUGCUGCAGUAUGUGAUCAAUAACUCUUUGAGGGAGCAUCCAGUGCUGACCAAACUACGACUAAGAACUAUGGAGGAUCCCGAAAACCUGAUGAUGGUGGCAGCUGAGCAGGCCCAGUUUAUGGCUAAUCUCGCAAAACUCAUAGAAGCCAAUAAAACUAUUGAGAUUGGUUUGUACACAGGAUACAAUGCCUUAAGUCUGGCUCUGGUAGUUCCUGAGAAUGGACUCGUGGUGGCCUGCGAAAUUAAUGAGGAAUAUGUGAAUAUAGCCAAGCCAUUUUUUAAAGAGGCUGGAGUGGAGAAUAAAAUGGAUAUUCGCCUUAAACCUGCAGCUGAAACCUUGGAUGAACUCCUAACUGCUGGUGAAGCUGGAACAUAUGACUUUGUGUUCAUUGAUGCUGACAAGGAGAAUUAUGAACUAUACUAUGAAAAGUCACUCCAGCUCGUUAGAAAGGGUGGCAUUGUAGCUAUUGAUAAUGUCCUCUGGGGUGGAAAGGUCAUUAACCCAGCUGAAGAUGACCUUUCCUCACAGACCAUAGACAAACUGAACAAGAAGUUACAUAAAGAUGAGCGGAUCGAUCUCAGUAUGCUUACUGUUGGAGAUGGCCUGACACUGGCACAAAAAAGAUAAUCUGGAUUAUUUAACAAUUAAUAAAUCUUCUCAAUAAACACUUACAUAACGAAAAUGAAUGUUCUGAAUAAAUAACUCAACUCAACAGAA
Molecule: messenger RNA, 980 nt
Organism: Labeo rohita (rohu)
Lineage: Eukaryota; Metazoa; Chordata; Actinopteri; Cypriniformes; Cyprinidae
Gene: comtd1a
Product: catechol-O-methyltransferase domain containing 1
Exons: 7
Coding region: 117-890 (257 amino acids)
Molecular function (GO): O-methyltransferase activity; S-adenosylmethionine-dependent methyltransferase activity
Source: RefSeq, a predicted model, not a curated record